Messenger RNA from Papaver somniferum (opium poppy), 783 nucleotides. RefSeq lists its product as uncharacterized. The record is from RefSeq and is a predicted model, not a curated record. NCBI's taxonomy places the organism in Eukaryota, Viridiplantae, Streptophyta, Magnoliopsida, Ranunculales, Papaveraceae. The transcript has a single exon. Gene Ontology annotation, biological process: root development; shoot system development. The coding region runs from base 26 to 763 and encodes 245 amino acids.
UUCAUCUUCAACUAAUUUUCUCAAAAUGGCUUCUUUCCAUGUUCGUUCCGUCAGUUUACCUAAAACCUCUCAUCCUAUCACUCUUGCAGUGGAGGAGCAAUUGUGCCAACUUAAAGCUACUGAACAAGCUACCUCAUCUUCAUCAAUCAGUCAGAACUUAUCUGGUCUUGUAGACUUAUAUGAGUGUGUCGAGGAUUUCCUUUCUACCCAUGAUGGGAAAUGCUUAGACUCCGGUUUGGAUGGAUCUAUCAUAUUGUUGGAUGUUUGCAGUAUUGCCAAGGAUGUUUUGUCUCAAACAAAACAAUCUGUUCAAGAACUACAGUCAUCCAUCCGUAGACGAUCAAAUGAAGUUUCUGAAUACAUGAUCUCAAGAAAGAAGAUUAGUAAAGUGAUCCGCAAGUGCCUCUCAGAUUUGAAAAACAACAAGAAAGUCGAUGCUGAAGUUACUAUUCUAAGAGAAGUUGAAGCCACUACUCUUGCAGUGCUUGAAUCUGUAUUGUCCUUUGUGUCUGAACCAAAACAAAAGAACUCCUUGAUCUCUAAGUUGAUGCUAACCAAGCAACUGUCAAACAAAGAAACUUCGGAAGUAAUGGAGGUGGAUACCGCAGUAAAAACCCUUACCAAAGGCAUUGAAGUAAACAAUGUGCAAAAGACAUUGAAAGCCCUUGAAAUGUCCCUUGAAGAUCUUGAAGACAAACUAGAAGCUGUCUUCAGGUGUUUGAUUAAAACUAGAGUUUCACUCCUCAACAACCUCAACCAGUAGUAACAUGAUAUAUUACUACU